Somion occarium is the source of this 369-nucleotide messenger RNA. NCBI's taxonomy places the organism in Eukaryota, Fungi, Basidiomycota, Agaricomycetes, Polyporales, Cerrenaceae. The record is from the annotation of a GenBank genome assembly.
AUGGUCGCUCCGACGAACGGACGAGGAAAGUCCCUAACUGCUUGUAGGUAUGGAAUAGGUAUCGGUAUCGGACUUGAACAACCUCAGGCCUCCAGCUUUUGGCAAGUUCUAGGUUCUAGGUUAUUGCCAUUCGGACAUGUUCACCUCUUCUUAGUCCUUAUCACCGACGCAGUACAUACAACGCCCACGGAUCAUCAAACCGACAUUUUGAAUUGUCCUCGUAGAUUCCUCGGUCCGUUGUACAUAUUGCACAGUUCCAAUCUUCAUCACGCAACCAUCCCUAAAUCCUUCGUCUAUCUGCCAGAAGACAGACAUGGAUCGCGGUUGUAUCUCAGUACCUCCCAUAUAUGCAUAUGGGUACCCCGUUAG